Chelonus insularis is the source of this 6229-nucleotide messenger RNA. RefSeq names its product Zizimin-related (gene Zir). The transcript is spliced from 6 exons. Gene Ontology annotation, biological process: positive regulation of GTPase activity; small GTPase-mediated signal transduction. Gene Ontology annotation, molecular function: guanyl-nucleotide exchange factor activity. The record is from RefSeq and is a predicted model, not a curated record. The coding region runs from base 253 to 6153 and encodes 1966 amino acids. NCBI's taxonomy places the organism in Eukaryota, Metazoa, Arthropoda, Insecta, Hymenoptera, Braconidae.
ACAAGAUGUCUGCCUCCGUAAUGUACUUGUCUGCUUUAAAGUAAAAAAAAAAUAAGACUGUGAUCUAUUAUAAAUAUUUUGGAGUAAUAGAUUUGUGAAAACUAUUAGCUUCUGUCAAACAUGACAAAUAUAAUCUAAUAAUAACCAGAAAAUCAGUAUUUUUCUUAAAACCUCAUAGAUAAUUUUAUUCGACAUAUUAAUUCAUUGAAUUUUUAAAUUUGCAUUUAUUUAUUAAAUUGUUUAGUGAUUGUAAUGUCUUCAGUUCAACGAGCAUUUGCUUAUAAAUUAAGCAAACAACAUGCUGCUGAUGUUAGAAGACACAUAGCUAAUCCUUCACAUUCCAAAGACAUGUCCAAAAGUGCGAGUAACAUUUCUGGAUUUUCAUCUACUGUUUCACUUUGUGAAAUAUGUGAACCUUUGGAUUAUGAAGAUUACCUUGAUCAACAUCAAUUUUUAUUAGAUCGCGACCCACUGCGUUAUAUUCUCGAUUUUCCACCGGAUGAUAUAGAGCUUCGAGUUAUAAAAAGAAAGAUUCGUACAGAAAGUCCAAUUAUACCAUACGAAUCAUUAGAUACAGUUUCACCCUACACUAAGAGAUGUAUUAGAGCUUUUACGUCAGACUGGAUUGUUAUUCAUCGCAAAUAUCGAGGAAAACUUUCUGUAAUAGCAAAAGAACAACUAAUUCAAGAUACACCUCGACAAGAUUUUGAAGUUGAUCAAGAUAUAGGUUCCGGUUCUCCGAAUGAAGAUGAAGAUAUUGUCAAUUCUUUAGAAACUCCACGAGGAUCGUGGGCGAGUUUAGAUUUACGACAUUCACAACACGAUCCUUUGUUACCUAAUUUAUUGGAUCGUGUUUGUUUAGAAACUAUUGAUCAGUUGAAUGAACAAAAACGAUUAGAGGAUAGACAAGAGGCACUAUUUCCUCUUUAUACUCCAACAUUUCAAGAUGAUGAAUGGCAAGAGCGUAUUUUACCUCAAGAGCCAUGUGAGAUAUUUUCUCACAAAAUACUUGUAAAAUGUUUACAACUAAAAUUAGAAUUAGAAGUGGAACCAAUAUUUGCAACUUUUUCACUUUAUGAUGCCAAAGAAAAAAAAAAAAUUUCCGAAAAUUUUUAUGUAGAUAUGAACUCAGAGAGUUUAAAACGAAUGCUAGGAAGUCAUAUUGCUUACAGUGAUGCAAGUACCUUAGCACGAAGCUGUAUUUUCAGUAUUAGUAAACCAAGUCCAGAUUUAUUUUUGGUGGUAAGACUAGAAAAAGUUUUACAAGGAGAUAUUUCAGAAUGUGCUGAACCAUAUUUUCGAGAUGAUAAAAACAAAGAUAAAGUUAAAGCAGCUGCAGUAACGGCAUGUGAUCGUCUUGGUAAAUAUCGUAUGCCAUUUGCUUGGACUGCUAUUCAUCUAUCAGGAGUAAUUGGAGGUGGUGAUAGUGAUAGUAUAGGGAGUGCUGGAUCUUUAGAUCGAAAAUCAGGAAGUCUUGAAUGGCGAAAACGAGUUGAACAACCCACACGACGAGGUUCUCUAGAACGAAAAAGCUCCGAUAAACGUCGUAGCUGGUCUCCAGAUGAUUUUGCAAAUUGUCUUGAUAAUUUUAGACCCAUUACGUUGACAGUGUCAAGUUUUUUUAAACAAGAAAGUGAAAGGCUUAGAGACGAAGAUCUCUAUAAAUUAUUAAUAGAAUUAAAAAGACCUGGAUCCAAUUUACGACGGUUAAAGUGUUUACCAGGAAUUCUUAAACUGGACUUAAGUCCAAAACCUGAAGAAUUAUUGCGAUGUUUAGAUCCAGAUUUACGAAAAUUGUCACCUUAUCCUGAUGAAAAAAAUAGACCGAUAAAAGAAAUUCUUGAAUUUCCUAAUGACUUAAUUGCACCUGAUUUACAUUAUCGUAAUUUUCUUUAUGUAUAUCCGAAAGAAGUUAAUUUUAGUUCUCGAACAGGAUCUGCAAGAAAUAUUACGGUUAAAAUUCAAUUUAUGGGUGGUGAACAAGAAAGUGAUGCAAUAACAGCUAUUUUUGGAAAAUCAUCUUGUCCCGAGAUGACUCACGAAUGUUUCACUUCUGUUUCAUAUCAUAAUAAAAACCCUAAUUUUUACGAUGAAGUUAAAAUUCGUCUUCCUGCAGAUUUAAGUGCUCGACAUCAUCUUUUAUUUAUUUUUUAUCAUAUCAGUUGUCAGAAAAAAACAGAACAGCCAAAUGUUGAAACUCCAAUCGCUUAUACAUGGUUACCAUUAUUAAGAGAUGGACAUCUUCAAUUUGGUGAAUAUUUUCUUCCAGCUAUGCUCGAUCCUCCACCUCCUAAUUAUUCAUAUAUCGCUCCAGAUGUUUUACUUCCAGGCACAAGAUGGGUUGAUGCUCAUCGUGGGGUAUUUAACGUUACUAUUGAGCCAGUAUCUAGUGUUCAUCCUCAAGACAAAUUUAUUGAUAAAUUUAUAUCACUUUGCAGUUAUCUUGAAACUGGACAAGUACCCCCAAGAAUUGGCGAAGCUGGAAUGGAAUCAGAAUUGAAAUCAGCUUUACUAGAAUUACAUCGUGCUUCAAAUUCUGCUCUUAUUCGAUCAUUACCACAGUUACUUGAUCAACUAAUUUCAUGUUUAGUUCAACCACCAACUCUACCAACUCAGCCUUUGAAUAUAGCAGCAACAAUAUUUGAAGCACUUGGUCUUAUUGUUAAAAAUGUAACCAAUUCACCAGAUGGUCAAGUUGACACCCAUGGAAGACAUUCCUUUUUAGCGACAUACAUAGCAUAUCAAUGUUCUAUACCAAAAAUGACCAUAUCUCCAAGAAUUGUUCGUGCUCAAAGUAAUCCAGACUUAUCAAUAGAAGAUUUUGAAAUGGAAAUUCAUGCUCGACAUGGUCUCGAUCGUACCUCUUCAAUGCGUCAAGAAGCACCAUCAAUAAGCAAUAAUUUAACAAGAAGACUUCUUCAUGAAGAACUUGCAUUGCAUUGGGUCGUUUCAACUGGUCAAGCUAGAGAAUUAGCCAUUACUUAUUCAUGGUUUUUCUUGGAACUAAUAGUAAGAUCAAUGGUUAUUUAUUUAACUGAGACCGGUAAUCUUGAAGCUCCACGAAAAUUACGAUUUUCUCCUCAAUUUUGUGAUGAUAUCACUACUCUUAUUGUUACUUUGACAUCUGAAGUAAUAAACCGAUGCGGAAAAGACUUAAAAAUUGCUUCAAAUUUAAUUUCAAGUAUUGGAAAUUUUUUAUCUGACUUAUUGUCCAUCAUGGACCGAGGAUUUGUUUUUUCUCUUGUUCGCGCAUCAUGUUAUGCCCUUUCUGAUGCUUCAAUGCAUAUGACAGAUUCUGUUACUUUAUUUUCUUUUAAACUAGAUCUAAUUAGAAUAAUAUGUUCUCACGAACAUUAUGUCGCUUUGAAUUUACCUUUCGGUACUGGCUAUACAUCCGAGUCAACACCAGCAUCACCAAGUCCUUCUACUGGUAGUUCUGGAAGUUUAAUCUCUACGUUAGUACCUGGCGAUCGUACCAGGUUUGCAGAAUUGAGUCAAGAAUUUCGCCAACAACAUUUCCUUGUUGGUUUAGUUCUUUUAGAUCUAGCUAAUACUUUAGAAAUACCAAAUUCAAUGCUCCAAAAUAAAGCGAUAAGUACUGUGAGAUAUCUUAUGAGUUCACAUGAUAAAGAUUCAAGAUACAUUGAUCCUACAGCGAAAGCUCGAGUAGUAGCACUUUAUCUACCACUUUUAUAUAUUAUUAUGGAUGCAUUACCUCAACUUUAUCAUUGGGAUUCAAAGGAUAAAAGUAUAUAUCAUGAAGAGUCUAGCUCUAUUACGCAAACUGUGGCUCUUGCUAUUGCUGGAAGUGUUUUAUCUGAUACUGCCAGUACGCAAUGUCGAGUGUCUUUAAGUUCUGAAGCUACAAGACACCUUCUAAUGUGCUUUCUCUGGGUAUUAAAAGGCUUAGAACGUUCAGCUUUAAUGCAGUGGUGCUCGGAAUUAAGUUCUAAAAGAAUUUUAAAUUUUCUACAAGUACUUAGUAUUUGUAUAUCUGCAUUUGAAUAUAAAGGAAAAAAAGCUCUUAAACGUCUUCCUCAACAAGUUGCAGCUUCAGGAGAUAUUCGAUCAAGAUUAGAAGAUGUUAUUCUAGGUCAAGGUAGUGCAAGAAAUGAAAUGAUGCUACGACGUAAAGAAAGAAUAACAGGUGAUAAAUUAAGAUGGAGAAAAGAUCAAAUGUCAUAUAGGAGUAAUGAACCAGCUGAAGAACGUACGAUUGAACAAGAUGCUCACAUUGAAGGCGCUUUAGCUGCUGAAUCAUCUCUUGUAGUUCUUGAUUCAUUAGAAAUCGUUAUACAAGCUGAUGGUGGUGGUGGUGCAGUAGUUAAUGCGGUAUUAAAUGUACUUUUGAAAGCAUUAGCACGAAAUCAGAGUACAUCUGUACUUCAACAUAUGUUUAAUACUCAACGAGCACUUGUAUUUAAAUAUCAUAGCGCUCUUUUUGAUGAAGAAAGUGAACGCUGUAGUGAUUUAUGUUUAACAUUACUUACUAGAUGUAGCUCUUCAUUAAGUGCAGUGAGAAGUCAUGCUGCUGCAAGUUUAUAUCUUCUGAUGAGACAAAAUUUUGAAAUAGGAAAUAAUUUCGCCCGAGUUAAAAUGCAAGUGACUACUUCUUUAUCGUCUCUUGUUGGUCGUGGUCGUGCUCCAAAUGAAGGAGCACUUCGUUCUGCUUUGAAAACUGUUCUAGUUUAUGCAGAAAGAGAUACUGACUUAGCAGAUACUAGCUUUCCGGAACAAGUAAAAGAUUUAUUAUUUAAUUUACACAUGAUUCUUUCAGACACUGUGAAAAUGAAAGAAUUCCAAGAAGAUCCAGAAAUGCUAUUGGAUUUGAUGUAUCGUAUUGCUAAAGGUUACCAAGAUUCUCCGGACCUGAGAUUAACUUGGUUAGCAAAUAUGGCACAACAGCAUAUGGAACGAAAGAAUCAUACUGAAGCAGCAAUGUGUCUGAUCCAUAGUGCAGCACUUGUCGCUGAAUAUUUAUAUCUUCUAGAACCAGGAAGCGGAGGUCGUCCAAUUGGAGCAGUAGCUUUAGCUUCUAUAACACCCAAUGCUUUGGAAGAAAGUGCUGUCGGAGAUGAUGUUUUAGCACGUCGGGAGGAAGGAUUAUGUCUUGGACCAGAUUUCUCUGAAAGUGGUUUAGCUGGACUUUUAGAGCAUGCUGCUAGCUCGUUUCAAGCAGCUGGAAUGUAUGAAGCUAUUCCUGAAGUUUAUCGUGUUCUCCUGCCUAUUGCAGAAACGGCUCAUGAUUACAAGAAAUUAGCUAACAUACACGGGAAACUUCAUGAAACAUAUACUAGAGUUGAACAAUUAGCGGGCAAACGGGUUUUUGGAACUUACUUUAGAGUUGGCUUUUAUGGUAGUAAAUUUGGAGAUUUAGAUGGUGAGGAGUUUGUUUAUAAAGAACCUCAACUUACUAAAUUGCCUGAGAUCUUUUCGAGACUUGAAAAUUUUUAUACUGAAAGGUUUGGAGCAGAAAAUAUCGUAAUAAUUAAGGAUUCAAAUCCAGUUGAUCCAUAUAAGCUAGAAUCUGAUAAAGGAUAUGUCCAAAUUACUUAUGUGGAACCAUAUUUUGAAGAAUACGAAUUGAGACACAGACCGACUAUUUUUCAUAGAAAUUUUAAUAUAAAACGAUUUGUCUAUGCGACACCAUUUACUCCAAGUGGCAAAGCUCAUGGUGAGCUUAAGGAACAAUGCAAGAGAAAAACUAUUUUAACUGUUGCAACCAAUUUUCCAUAUCUUAAAACUCGUAUCCGAGUUGUUGCUCGAAAACAAAUUGUAUUAAGUCCUAUUGAAGUAGCCAUCGAAGAUAUUCAAAAGAAAACAGCAGAACUUGCUAAUGCAACGGCUCAAGAACCUCCAGAUCCAAAAAUACUGCAAAUGGUACUUCAAGGUUGUAUUGGUACGACAGUAAAUCAAGGACCAGCAGAAGUAGCAAUCGUUUUUCUCUCUGAAUUACGCGAUCAAUCUAUAGAACCGUCUCGUCUUCAACAUAAAUUGCGACUAUGUUUUAAAGAUUUUCAGAAAAAAUGUCUGGAUGCGCUGCGAAGAAAUAAAAAUUUGAUUGGACUCGACCAACGUGAUUACCAAAAAGAAUUAGAAAGAAAUUAUCAACGUUUGACGGAAAAACUUGCACCACUUGUUUGUUGGAAAUAAAUAAUUAAUCAACAAAUAACAAUAUUGGAACAAAUAUAAAUCAAAUUAUGGAAUGCAAAUCACAAAAAAUUUUAGA